GCCGUAACAAUGCAGUGUAGGGAACGUGCACGCGGCAAUGAGGAUUUUCUGGCUAUGAUGAUCCAAGAACGACUUUUUUUGUCGUUUAUCUCUAAAUCUGCUCGGGUUAUGUUACCAGUAACGGGUCUUGAUUUCUUUUAUUUUUUUUUAACGGUUUCUAUGAAGACGUAGUCCCUGCGCAGAAAAAAGAAAGCGUCUAUUAGCUGUCUAGCGUUAGCAAGCGGGACCGUCGGGCACUUUGUAUGGGAUUCAUAUAUUUAUCAGUCGGAGGAAACAGUUGUGGACUAAAGUCGAGGAACGGUGUUGUGUCGAGGGACGCACGUCGUUCGCAGGCUGACGCACACAAGGGUAGGUGGAUGGGAGACGGCAUUUUGGAAGCUGGAACACCUGCCAUCUCCUUCUCACGGCACGGAGCACACAAACUAGCCACCAAAGGUUAAGACAAUCGGAGGCAACAUACAAGUGCCUCCGCCACUGUGUAGUUUCCUUUCCCAGAGAGUGACUCGUCUGCACGACGUCACCAAUGCGACCAUGGGAAGUAGCAGUAAAUAGGCUGCCCCCAACAGCCCCCUUGAACCCGAGGAGGUUCCUUGGAGAGCCCUGUAACACCCCUGUGCAUCUCAGGAGAAGCCCACCAGUGAGACGCCAGUGGGGGCUACGAGACAGGCCUGUGCUGCACUCUUCCCUGGUCCAGGAUGAGAAUCUCCAUCAUCUGCUUUUCUCCCAACAUCACCAACAGGUUCCUUUAGAUGAAUCCAGACAAUACAGCCACACCAGCACAUCACCACGCAUGCUUCACCCUGCGGCCCACCUGCCCCAGCAGAACUCUAUCAUGGUGGAUUUACACGAGCAGAUGCCCCAGGGAUCUGUUCCAAUAUCAUACACUGUUACGACGGUGACGACCCACGGAUUUCCCAUCCACGCUGGGCAGCCUUUACCAGGGUGCAACACUCAGCAGCUCCCAGCAUGCUCGGUAAUGUUCAGUGGACAGCUCUCUCUACUCUGCUGCCUUCCUCCUCCUCUCAUACAGGCAUGUACCAUGCAGCAUAUGCCGGUGUCUUACCAAGCCUUCCCGCCCCUGAUCUCCAGCGAACAUUUUGUAUUGCACCCAAACCCAUCUGUACCCCCCCACCAGCCACCGCACCUUACUCCUAUGAGCCAAUUUGUCCCUUUACAGCCUCAGCACCCACGCAUGCCUCUACAGAGAGUAGAGAAUGAAGUUGACCUAAGGGGGGACCAGCGCCCAUUAGGAACCUUCUCUUACCCUCCCUCACAUCACCCACCAGCGCUGCCUCCAUCUCUGCCCAUACAGUACCUUCCUCAAGAGCCUCUGCAUCAGGAGCUUCCCUUUGGAGUGCCAUAUCCUCACAUGGUGCCACGGCGAGCAAGUGGACAGAGAUACCGGCUACAGCAGCCUCUUCCUCCUCCCCUGCCACCUCCCUCCUACUACCCAGGCUUUCUCCCUUACUUCCUCUCAAUGCUUCCUGUGCCUCCAACAGCAGUAGGCCCAGCCAUCAGUCUCGACCUUGAUGUGGAUGAUGUGGAAAUGGAGAACUAUGAGGCUUUACUGAAUCUGGCCGAGAGGUUGGGUGAAGCAAAACCACGUGGGCUCAACAAGGCCGACAUCGAGCAACUUCCAUCCUACAAGUUUAGCUCAGAGAAUCAUCUAUCUGAGCAAACGUUGUGUGUUGUGUGCUUUAGUGACUUUGAGUGUAGGCAGCUACUUCGUGUAUUACCCUGCAAUCACGAAUUCCACGCCAAAUGUGUGGAUAAAUGGUUAAAGACCAAUCGGACUUGUCCCAUCUGCCGAGCCGACGCAUCGGACGUGCACCGGGAGGCGGAGUGAGAGCUGAAGUGGAAAAUGCUGCGCACACGCCAGAGUUAGUCCUAAAGCUGUGGACACCUACCACUAACUAACUACAGCUAACAACCCACUUCCUAAAUAAUAAGCAGUCUGGGAUGGUUCCCGGAGCCUAUUGUACCUCUGCUGUGCUUCAUUUGUCCGAGUCUUGUGAACAAAACAAAAUCCCCGCUGCAGCCAGAAGGCGGGAUCACCAGCUGGUUCUUUCUCUGGCCUUCCCCGUUCCUUGUUGCAGAUUCCAAAGAGUUUCCCUAUCCGUGCGCAUUAUUUGCUGCUUUUCUUUACAGGGUUGUAUUUGUUGAGAUAAGUGGGUUUUGUGAUGGUGGUGUCCAUGAGGGAAGGAGUCCGGAACCUGGAUAAUGGAAGGCUGGACACAAUUAACAAAGACUAAUAAUAGGAUGUGUUGAGAAGCACCAUAGAUGCAUGUUAGUGUUGGCUAAACAGACUUCUUCAUAUAUAUGUUCUGCAAUACGCUAUUGAUCAUUUUGACAGUUUAGGUCCACUUUAAUUCAACCUGAGCUUUGAGACUGCAAGUGAUGUGUAUCUGCCGCACGAUCCUCUCUGGAAAGCACAUGUUUCCAAAAAGAUUUCUUGGAUUCAUGGACUAGUUCAUUUCAAGGUCAUCUAGCAUAACUGCACAAGUGCUACACCUAUCCUCUGUGUGUGUGUGUGUGUGUGUGUGUCUGUGUCUGCCGCGCACAUGUGCGUGUUUCCCGUUCACAGAGCCAAUGUAUUGUGUAAUCACUGGAUACAGGGCGGCAUGCUUGGAUUUGCAUGAACUGUUGAUUCCGACUAGCAAUAUUUAUAACAAGCAUUACCACCAAAAUGAUCCAACUUAAGAAAAAAAAAAAAGCUUACUAAAUGAACGGCUUGCUUAUGUGGGAAGACGAGCAUUAAAACAGAUGCGAGUCACCAUUGUCCGAAAGGCGCACUGGCGUCCUGUGCUGAAAGCAAUAUGUGCACAGGGGCUACUUUGAAUGGACUUUUAUCUUCCCGUUUAAGGAAGAUGUGGCUGUCAAUGUCUGUCUGUUUGUUUGUGAGCCAAAUCCAGUACAUAAAUAUAGCCUACUUUUCCAGAUUUUAGACCUGCCUUCUUAUGACCUUGACAAGCACAAACCUAUCACUAAUCCUGACAAAUACUGUGUCAUUUUCACCGUUUCUUAAAGGUUUAUGUAUUGCGUUGUAACCUUUUAGAGAAACUGAAUUGAAGGAAAGCGAUUGGAUCACUAACAAUGUUUGUGUUUAUAUUCUGGUAACGUGGUCAUCAGCUUAAUGGUGGUGUUUCAAGAAAAGAAAAAAAAAAGUGUAUUAAUAACUUGCGCGUGAAUGCUUUUAGAUUUGAAGACAGACGAAUGUCGUAGAAGUCACUGGUCACACUGCUCAGCACGCCGUCCGUCUUGCACCGCAAUGUGACCUGCACAGGGUUCAAACGACGGAAUGUUCAGUAGUGUACGAACACUGUUGGACUUCUUUUUUUCCUGCUUGUGUUGACACUUAAUGAAAAAAAAAAAUAGUAAGCACUAACAGCGUUGCUUUUACAUGUAAAGGGAUCUUGCCUUUUUCUUUACUUCAGUGUCUUAAGUGAAUGUGAGUCGUUGACGUGUGUGCCAUCAAAAGAAAAGAAAAAAAAAGCCAUUUAAUGAGUUCUACCCACAGCUUUGAGAAUUAAUCUACGUGUACAUACAUAUCUAUUCGCAGGCUAUAUUGUAUGUUUGGGGGGGGAGGGGGAAUACUCAGGGCCACUCUGUUAAUGAGGAUACAGGACAAGAAGAGUCUGUCAAAUGGAAAGGAUGCUAUGGAAAGGAUAUAACUGAAUUUAUGUCAUUUUCUUCUGCCCACAAAGGAUUUAAUGUAAGCAAUUGUAAUAUCCUCUUAUGUCUGAAAUAGUACACCGUUUAAAGACAAGGCAUGUUUUAAAAAAGAAAAAAAAUAACUAAAAAGAGGCAACGUACACAAGUCAUUUACAAACCAGUUUGACUAUUUGCUGUGGUCCAACUUCUCAAUGUGCGCACACUCCUACCUAAUCACUCCAGAAGGUGUUUGCAUGUUUAAAAAAAAACAAAAAAAAACAAGCGCAAGCGUGUGGAGGAUGGGCAGGGGGGACCUGCAGUAUAUAACGGUGCACAAUAUGCAUGCUUGUCAUCCAGUUCUAGUUGGCUUCUGGAGGUUUGGAUCUUAAUGCUCAGCUGAUAACUGCCAUGCAUUGUACUGCACAUAUUUCUAAUAGAACUGAACGACUACAAGAUUUUAUUGCGCUAACUUCAUUUUGCUGGGGAAAAAUGGUCUUGGUCCAUCAAUUCUUACAUGUGUUGUGUUACUGUUGUUGCCCUAAUGACCGAAAACAACCUGCUCUGAGACUACUGUAGUUUUAUCAAGAAGCCAUAGUGACAAGGUGCUAGAUGUUCUGCUUUUAGCUAUGAAAACUCACUUGCGUGAAUGCAAUAGUUUGUCAUGGAUCUCAUGUAUUCGUAAAGCAUGUUAUACUAAUACCCCAGUGGAAAUAAUUAUAGUUUAAGGGUUUAAAAAAAGUGUUGUCAUACAUACUCAAGUGUAGUACUGUACUGGCCUCUCAGGCACUUGCCCUCAGUGUAUCAAUAUCUUAAAAUGUAAUGUUCACAUAUACUUCAUGUUAUUAGCGCUUAUUUUUGGGAGUACAGUAUCUAUUGAAUUGACAUUAUACAGCUACCCCACUUAUUUAAAAAAAUAAAAAAAACACUCCCACUCAAGUGGUUCAUGAUUAAGACAACACAGAAUAGAGUCGUGUAGUCUUUUACUUGACUUCAAUAAUCUAACACCUUGUCUGGUGCAACAAAAAAGUGUUCCAAUAAGCAGCUAAAAAUUGUUUGGAUUUGUGAUUGCUUUGUAGAUGCCAUUUAUGGUUUACCAAUGAUGAUUCUUUUUUGCUGUGCUGGGAUCGUGGUUUACUGUUCUUACCCUCCCUGCUUGUUAAAGGGGUCCUCAGCCCACCCACCUACAGAGCCAGGGGCACGUCUUGUGUUAGGCAGAUAUAUUUUGCUUUGGUACUUGCACAUUUACAGUUACCUCAUUGUUCCAUGUUUGUAUUGCAGGGGGUGGGAGGAAGGAAACUAAUAUAUAUAUUUACACGUUACAUAGAGGAAACGGUUCGUUUUAAUUUUUCAUUCCAUUGAAUCAUUGUUUGUAGCAUUUAACAUUAACUAGUUUGUGUAUUAUCUGCAUCUGUAUACUGUUUGAACUUUUUAAGAUUUGUACUUUUUUUAAAUGAAAGUUGCUAGUUAUGCUUUACCAAGUAGUGCAAUCAUAUUUUUUUCAACUGUUGUGGCUGAUUGGUGAGGGUUGUUCACUAAUAAAUGUAUUAUGUAUACCAAUAUGAGGCUUGUCAUUUAAAACAAUAAACCCAAAUUUAUUU
Molecule: messenger RNA, 5249 nt
Organism: Phycodurus eques (leafy seadragon)
Lineage: Eukaryota; Metazoa; Chordata; Actinopteri; Syngnathiformes; Syngnathidae
Gene: rnf44
Product: ring finger protein 44
Exons: 11
Coding region: 524-1846 (440 amino acids)
Source: RefSeq, a predicted model, not a curated record